Molecule: messenger RNA, 3388 nt
Organism: Dendronephthya gigantea
Lineage: Eukaryota; Metazoa; Cnidaria; Anthozoa; Malacalcyonacea; Nephtheidae
Product: rho family-interacting cell polarization regulator 2-like
Exons: 33
Coding region: 140-2893 (917 amino acids)
Source: RefSeq, a predicted model, not a curated record
GUCUCGCAAUAAGACUGAAAAAUCAUCUCUACUUGUUUUCACUUUGUUUCUGCCAGACUUGGACGAAGUGAAACCUUUUGCAAACCCCUUGGCCAAUCGCCUGGCGUCGCAGUCAAUUUGAACGGUUCUAUUUUCAAAAAUGGGGAAAGAGAAGGAGACUGUUUAUGAGGAGUAUCAAAACUCCAGUGCAAAGAGAAUGGCUUCCAGUUCAUCACAACAGCGCAUCAGCCGUAACUAUGGCCUUGGUGCGCCACGGCGAAGCCAAUCAAUGUUUAUACAAAGAUCUGGGCUAGAGGAACCAGAUAUUUUGAAACGUCGUGCUCGCUCAACAAGAGGGGGGAGGAAAGGAAGAAAGUCCACCUUGUUCGCUGGAAGAUCAGCUCCAAAAAUUCCCCAAAUUGAAAACUCUGUGGACUUGUUUGAAAAGGUUUUAAGUGCAUUGAGGGAUUGUUCCGACAAUAUAAAAGACAAUAUUCGUAGCUCGCCGAUAACGGCAAAGCGAGCUCUAGAGCAAAAACUCAGAUGGUGCGAAGACAGAUUAAAUCAAAUCAAUGGUCUAUACGAGUUUUAUAAACAUGAGAUAAAGAUGCGACAAGGAGCAAGGAACCUCGAAACAGCCUUGUUGUCGUACGGUGUGAAACAUGGACACGAUAAAUGUAAAUCAAACUACCGCGAAUCAACGCAGAAUAUGUGCGAGAUUGAGGAUGAAUUUGAAAGACGCAUUGGAAGAUUCAAAGUGACCAUUGAUGCGCUCGAUGGAUUUGCCAGACUUUGCCCAGGCGACAACUUUGAGAUUUUUCUACGUAACGGAAUCGGUCGCAAGUGGAAAGCGAAAUGCAAAAUUGAAAGAGAUGGUCAAAAAUGGACGGAAAAUAAUAUCGAGGUAAAGGGUUCCCUCAAAGAUGGUCUGUAUCUAAGGAUUUUUGAAAUCAAGAAGAUUCAAUCGAAUGCACAGUUGGGAAGUUUUUCAGUACGAUUACGCAAUUACAUUGCUGCCCGACCAAUGAGCCUGUCCAUUCCUGUUAACAAAACUGGAAAUUUGAAAUUACGAGUGACGUUUCACUGGCAACCACUGACGACGAAAGAGGAAAGCAAACUGAAGAAAACGAACCGCGAUGGAUUGCUAUCGGAGGUCUUCUUUGGAUCAGUUGUAAAUGUCAACCAUAAUCCCGACGUAUCCACGAAUUCUGCCGGUUUCCCUCCUUCAUCCCCAUCUGUCGCGUCUACCUGCUCAACCAAUAGUAAUCCAGUGUUCGGUUUUGAAGAAGUCAAAUAUGAAAAACAUAAUGGAAAUCAUCUCAACGGGAGCGCGUGUUCAAAUUCAGCAGAGAAUCUUCAUUUAAAGAUCUCGGAAGCUGAGGCAUUGGACGAGAAAUAUGAAAUGCUCACGCCAGAGGACGAGAUUCCUGAAGAAAAUGAAACCCCAGAGUCGUCAUCCUUGGACCGACUGAUACGAAAAUUACUCACAGUUUUAAAUGAACACAAAGACCAACAUCCUCAACUGGACGAGUUAUGCGAGAAACUCGAAAGACUUGAUGAAAUUUUACAGGGUGGCAGGCUUGCUAAAACCGCCAUAUCUGAUUCCGUCGAGAGUGCAUUGGAGAGUUUCAGUUUCCUUGAUCUUACCGAUGUUGGCGUGAAACCUGAACCAGAUUUGCAACCGUCAGAUACGGGCUACUUUAGCAGUACCGAUGAAACGCAAAAAUCGUCUUCCCCUCAGACAACUGUGACGCAGGGCGAACCAACCACGGUGGCUGAAACAACGGCUGAGCAAUCUGAAGAGGACGUUGAACCAGAUACCAGAGUUGUAGCAACGUCACCAACAUCAUUACUUUCGUCACAAGGAACUGGAACAGAUUGCGAGACGGAGACCUUAUCCUGUUGUUCCGAACUUGGUUCAACGGGAAUCACAAUUAUUGACAAGGUCCUACAGCAGCAUCUGAAGUUUUGCCUUGGAUUAACAAAGGAUUUCGGUUCAAUAGGACCGCUAAAAUGUAAGGAAACAUCAGCUAUCAUAAAACUCGAAUGGCAAUGUGGUAUAAUUGAUAAACUGAUAGAGCUUGCAAAGACGAAGCAACCACCUCACACGAUAUCAAAAGCAUAUUCGUCCCUAGCAGCGAGCGGUCAUGAUGAGAUCUUGCUUUUCUGGGCUGGAAAUUGUGGCGAAAAUCCUUUGUUCAUCGAAAGUAAAGAUUUCGUUCAAGGUUUCAAAAAUCAGUUUAGUUCGGAAGUGGAUGAACGCUACAGUCGCGUAAUCGAUAGACUAUAUCCGGUGAUUACGACAAGAGUUCUCCAAGAGAAUGGCAGUGUCCUCUUACCAAAUCUCGACGAAGAUUCUGUCAUAACUAUUUACCAGUUUACUGAUUUCUUUCUUAUCGAUAAUAGAUGGAACCUGGUUCAGUUCGUCAAAGAUGUGGCGGAUGAGCUGCUGACUUGUAGUCGACUCAUGAACGAAGAAAAAGCAGUUGUUCUUACUCAGCUUCAGAUGUAUAAUAAAAUACCAUUCCAACAAAGCUGCUGUGUAAACGUUGCAAGACUGCUGACCGAUCCUGACUUAAGAGUUGCAGGAGCAGCAGGUGUCUAUUUCGAAACUCUUUUAAGGGAUGGUAACCGAAGAGCACAGGCGGUGUCGUAUUGUGUCGAAGCGCUAGAGGAUGGUGAUGAGGAUCUUAGGGCUGGUGCUUGCCAUGCUUUGGAGAGACUACAGGGAAAAGAAGUAAGCGAACAUCUGUUGUUUUUGGCGAAAUGCGACACAGCAAAAGUGAAACAAGCUGCAGAAGCUGCAGUGGUUAGUUUUGGUACCGUCUCGGAACCGAGUGACGACGAAAAGAACGCACAAAUCUGGAAGCAAACGACUGCAAUGUCUGAUGUUUCGAAAAGUACGGAUUUUUAGCGAUGAAAUACGCCACUGUGUUUCCAUUGCUCAAUAACUUUAUUAUCAAAUAUUAUCAACCCUACUUUCAGAGUUGAUUUCAUCAUUGCAUGUGAUGACGCAUGCGCCCAGAUGAAAUCCCUAACAAAUCUGUUGUUUGUUAUUAAAAGCUUGUUUACAUUUGACUAUAUGAUUUUCCUCUUGAUGGAUGUGAAUGAUAGAAAAAUUAUACUAUACAUUAUAUUAUACAUAUAUCUUAGUUACAGAUGAACAUACAUAAUGUAUGAACAUACGUAACCUACUACUCGUUCACAUCCAUCAAAAUGAGAAAAAAUGGCAAGUUUAAACUGGCGCUUAAAAGAGAUAAAGCAAAUAAUAUAUUUCGUUGGUUUAUAAAUUUAUUAUGAAAUAUUAAAUAGAUGUACAAUAUUUAAUAUCUAUAUUAAAAUACACACAAAUUUAUUGAAUUUAUACAUAUUAUAUUGUCAUUGAAGUUGAAUUAAACUACCCUCAUUA